This is a messenger RNA of Cladocopium goreaui, 438 nucleotides long. The record is from the annotation of a GenBank genome assembly. NCBI's taxonomy places the organism in Eukaryota, Dinophyceae, Suessiales, Symbiodiniaceae.
AUGGCGCGGGGGAAGAGCUUUGGUGUUGGACUUUGUCUCAUGGCAUGUCUUUGGAGGUUUGGAGCUUUAGGCUAUCUAUCCGUCUCAACGGCCAGAUCCUCCGUCGCCCGCCGGGCCGGAGACGAUUUCGACUUUGGCGACACGCCCUCGCCGGCGCCAAAGACUGCCAGCAAGACUAUGUCAAGUAGGAGGACCUACGAUGACGAUGACGAUGAGGACGACUAUGAUGAUGAGUUGCGCCGGGACGAACCGGUGGACUCUGGAAGUGUCGCCACCAUCGUGAGCUUCGCGCUACUUGCUGUGACGGCGAUCGGAUUUCUGGUCUUCCAGGUGAAUCAGCAAAAUGCGGCAUUCUCUGGGAGCAACGACUCCCCUCAGAUCAAAAAGGUUCAGGCCGUGUUUGACACGUACUAUGCAGAAGGUGAGACCGUGCAGUAG